Asterias rubens (European starfish) is the source of this 2504-nucleotide messenger RNA. RefSeq lists its product as uncharacterized. NCBI's taxonomy places the organism in Eukaryota, Metazoa, Echinodermata, Asteroidea, Forcipulatida, Asteriidae. Gene Ontology annotation, biological process: transmembrane transport. The record is from RefSeq and is a predicted model, not a curated record. Gene Ontology annotation, molecular function: transmembrane transporter activity. The transcript is spliced from 6 exons. The coding region runs from base 10 to 1830 and encodes 606 amino acids.
UUGAGAGCUAUGCCUGGUCGUCUGGCCGUCUUUGCUUCUUUUUUCAUCCACUUUCUAUUCCUUGGCAAUGUAAGCUCUUUCGUCAUUCUCUACGUGUAUCUACAGAGAGACUUCCACGCUUCUGAGACAGAAACAGGAUGGGCCGGGUCCAUAACAUGGGCCGCCAUGAACCUUCUGGCUCCCCUUGCAAGCGCCCUCUACGUCCGGAUCGGUUGUCAACGAGUGAUUCUGAUUGGUGUACUCAUAGCGUCCCUGGGUCUACUCCUGACGUCAUUCGCUACCGAGCUGUGGCUGGUUUACAUCACUUAUGGGUUGAUGUUUGGGGCGGGGAGUAAUUUUGCUUUCACGGCCACUUUGAAUGUGAUCACUGAGUACUAUCCGGGGGAGAAUAACUUACGGGCCACAUCGAUGGCGUCUUGCGGCCAACCGCUAGGUCUGCUUGUCAUCAGUGCUUCAUUGGAGCGGGCCUGUUUCUUCCUGGGGUGGAGGAACGGUAUCCGCAUCGUGUCUGGCUUCACGCUAGUAUUUGGAGUCAUCUGCACCAUCUUAUCUAAGCCUUACCAAUCUCCAAAACAGUUAUCCACUCCAAACUCUUCGGAUGAGGAGUGUCCAUCCAAGCCAGGAACUAGCUCUAAUGAGCUUACUGCCGACGGUAAGGUAGUGAGUAAUGGUGUCACGCCCUCUGCCGAGCAGUCUCCGGGUGAUGACAAACCACCCACCUCAAGAGUGGUACGGGGCAAAAACUAUAAGGCCGUGCCUUUUAAAGAUGAAGGCGAAGUCAUAGCAGAUGUGGAUAACUCACGCCACCAUCACCUCACGGAAAAUCCACCUCCACAGUCUUUGAACGGGUCACCGCAUGCUUACUCAAGUCAUUUCAAAAUAAGCGCGAAAAACCGGUUAGACUUCCUCAGGUCCUCUGAGGGCCACCACCGAUCACUGACGAGACUCAACUUCCCAGACGCAAAGACUGAUACAAAUCUAAUACCAGCGAUGUCGUCAAGUACACCUUGUCUAAGUUCUGUUAAUAGAGAACUCCUUCACGAUCACCACCAGAGGUUCCCGAUCAGUUGGGAGCAUUGGAGAGAUGAAAGCUGCGUCGAUGAUCCGGAAGAAUUCGUCAGCUUUACAAGGAGGUACUUAAGACUGCUUCGUUUACCCGGGCAUUGGUUCUUCUUCAUUGGUAUAGUUAGUUCGUCGCUGGCGGCGCUAUUCAACGUCAUCCAUUUGGUGAAAUUCGCCGUGAGUAUCGACAUAUCUGAGAAGACGGCAUCCAACCUUCUUAUCGGUAUGGCAGGUAUGGAAAUAGUCGCCAGGUUGCCGUUUAUAAUAUUCGGUAACCGACUUUCGGUUAAUCGGAAUAUAGUCAUCGCUGUGGCUUGCGUCAUGGGGGCGUUUGCUACGUACGCCCUGGCCAUGUGGGCGUCUCUGCACAUCAUGAUCGUCUACGUCAUUGUCUUAGGCGCUGUUCGUGGGAUUCUAUACGGUGUGUGCUGCGGAGCGACCAUUGAUACAUUCGGGUCGGAUCGUGCUCUGGAGAGUUACACCAGCCUACUCAUAUCCUUUGGGCUAGCUGGAGGGAUGGUAUCUACUGUAGGAGGAAUCAGUACUGACAUCACAGGUUCUUUCACCAUCUCGCUUCACAUUAUCGCUGCGCUAUUUCUACUCUCUGCUCUUCUUUUCAUCUGCACUUACGUAUGGAGGAGGAGAAAUCCCCUCAUUGGUCAACAGGAACACGUGACAUGUGACGUCAAUGCAAAUAAGAGUGGUGACGCGAAGGAUGCGGGUCAACUGGCCACAAACGGUACCUCGUCCACUGGAGAAACUGUGUAAGAUUUUAUUUUUGAAACUUUCAGUAAAUUAAGAAUAUUUAUUUAAAAUAUUAUUACUGGAGAAGUUGCGUGAUUGGAUUGAUGAAAUUUGUAUUGAUUUAGAAUAUUGAUUAAGAAUAUUACUGGAUGUUACCCAGUUACGAUGAGUGAUUAGCACUGAACAGUGAGACUGUGUUGAGAAAUUGUCGAAGUUCUUGAGGGUUAUUUUAAUACCGUCCUUUAAUAAGUUUUGGUACAUGAAGGAUGCAUUCAGAAAUGCAUGAGUAAACUGUAAUAAAAGUGUUACAGUUCUGAUAGGUCUCAGGACAAAAAAAAAGUAGUUACAGGGCGCCCUCUCUUGAGAUUUUUAAGGUGCUCACAAGCUCAUUGGACUGCGGAUCGGUGGAUUGUACCUGCGGAUGUGCGUACGUUGUCGCGCGAUAUUAUUCCCAUUUUUACCAAUGGUAUUGAAGGUGUUGGGAUGAUUACAAUAAUCUCAAUAGGGGACUUUUGGGACGCUUGGUGGCAGCAGACUUACCAGGUUAAUUCCAUUGUUCUCGGUAAUGUGCGCCUGCUCAGAGCUACGUAAACAAUGGAAAUUUAUCUGGUAGGUCUGCUGCCACCUAGCAUUCCAACGUCUCCCAUUGUUGUCGGCGUGUAAGCUUCAAUUUUAAAACCAUUGUUUGGAGGUUCACG